Patiria miniata (bat star) is the source of this 1933-nucleotide messenger RNA. Its product is annotated as ORM1-like protein 2. Lineage: Eukaryota; Metazoa; Echinodermata; Asteroidea; Valvatida; Asterinidae. Bases 91 to 693 code for a protein of 200 amino acids. Gene Ontology annotation, cellular component: endoplasmic reticulum membrane. The record is from RefSeq and is a predicted model, not a curated record. Gene Ontology annotation, biological process: ceramide metabolic process; negative regulation of ceramide biosynthetic process; intracellular sphingolipid homeostasis. The transcript has 4 exons.
UAUUGUCAUUUAAUCAACGCACAAACAAAGAUUCGUUUUCACACAAAGAGACAGGGUAUAGUUCGAACUGAAUGAUUGCGAGUGACGUACAUGCAUCGGCAACUGCUGGAAGAAAGCAGUCCACACCAAGAAAGAUCUGCCAAGUUUACAAACAUUUCUGGAGAUAUAUUGUUCCAGAUUGAGACAGCAGCCAUGAAGAUGAAAAUAUCAGAGCAGUCUUCUGAGCCGAGUGCUGUCGCCAAUGGAGUGAUCGAGUCAAAUAUAACUCCGUUUCAUUCAUGGUUGGGUAGUCGUGGCAUGUGGAUUUCAUAUCUGAUUGGAACUUAUGCUCUGCAUUUGUUCUUUCUCAGUCUACCUUUCCUGAAUGUAGCGAUGGUGUGGACACUUACAACAGUCACACACAGCCUGUUGAUGUACCUACUGUUUCAUUACAUCAAAGGCUCCAUCUGGUCAGAUUGUCAGCAAACGGAGCGCUACUUAACUCAAUGGGAACAGAUCGACAAUGGUGACCAGUUUACAACCACCAGAAAAUUCCUUACCGUUGUACCUAUUGUCAUGUUUUUCCUGGCCAGUUUCUACACAAAGUACCAAGCCACACAUUUCUUGAUCAACGGCAUCUUUACCUUGAUUAUUGUGCUGCCCAAGUUGCCUAUGUUCCAUGGUGUAAGAAUAUUUAACAUCAAUAAAUACUAACAAAUAGCAAGCUUUAGGGGAAUUGUGUUACUCAUGAAAGAUCAAAGUUAUUUUGACAGAUGGUAGCACAUUCCUGCUGGCAAAUGUCAUUGCUUAUUUGUGAAUGCAUUUAAGUUUAAUAAGAAUUGUUUACAGAAAUAAACUGGAGGCUUUUAAUAAUAUAAGUAAAUAGACUUUGGAGGAUUGGGACACAUUUACAAUUUACAUAUUUUUUUAAUUUUAAGUAUUGUGAUGUUAUGAAUUAAUGGUUGCUCAGACUUGCUCUUUACUGUUGAUUUUCACUGACACGUUUUAAACAGAUAUCAGAGGUUGUCAUAUACAUGUAUAUAAUAUUUGCUUGUGAUUCCCAAGUAAUUAUUAACUUUUUUCCUCUUUUUUUUUUUUUUUUGAAUGCAGUAUAUUUUGUAUUUUGUAAAAUAGUUACUCUGGGUGCACUGUUCUUACAUGUACAUGUACAUGUUUUGUGUACAUGUAUGUUUCAAUACUUCAAACAUGUAUUAAACUGAAGAUUUUCAAAUGUUAUUUGUGAUAGCAUUUCAAGAUGUAUUACUAUUAGUAUUUUGAUGUAAAUAAUCUCUUUUUUUGAUUUGGCAAAAUAAGUUUCAUUUUUUUUUUUUGUACUUUGGGUUUUGGGAGUACUUGCAUUAAGUUUUAUAAGAUAAUUUCUUGGUCUGGUUAACAUGUGUAUUACAUAAAUUAGUUGUUUCUUCCGAGCAUUGUGCAGGCGCAUUGUUAACGGUAGAGCAUGAAAAUGGCUGAGCUAAAAGAUCUUCUUUUUUCCCCCUUUUUUUGUGAUAUUGUUUGGUAAUGGCGCUUUGUGAAAGACUUAACUUUUUGGUAUUAAAAGAAUCUUGUUGAUUUUUACUUUUUAUUGUAACAGUUUAUUUACAGCAGAUAAUUUGAUUGACACAAAAUGAUACCAGUCUUAGUUAAUUUCCUGUAGGUCUCUUUGUAAUAUUUUUUCCCGUGUACAUGUACAUGUAACAUGAAUCUUUCGGGGUUUUUUCAGUUUUUCGUACUUUAAAAUAAAGGAAUGCAAACAAUGCAACUUACAUUACAAAUUUAUUACGGAAAAGGUACACAGAUUUUAAAAAAAUGAAUUGAUUUAAGAAUAUACAUACAUUGUACAUGUACUGGUUCAUGUACUGUAUGGUAAAUCAUGCUGAUACAAUGAAGGUCUUGAAUAAGAUUAAGAUACCUCUUAAAGGUAGAGUACAAUGUACAUCAUUUGCAGCUAUCC